UAGUGGUUUUAUCUCAGUAACACACACAUUGUUUAAAGUUUGUGUUAUUUCUGCUGCUGUGUGUGAGUGGAUGGGAGUGUAAUUGCGGGACUGAAUGAUUGGGCUUGAUUGUGAUCUUUUCGGAUCAGUUGCAAUUAAAGCAUCAGGUUAAUUUGUGCAGAAUAAUGACAGGUGUUUCACAACAGGAGAAACCAGAUGAAUCUUUCUUCAGGGUGCCAAAACAUUUUCCCAAAUCAUCCCGACUGAUUCAGGGCUGAUAUUUCAAUGCGGAUUCAAGAAAAUAAAGGAGUCGGGAAUCUGAGUCGGAUAAAAGUUUGGCAUUUGGGAAGCACUAGAGGUGGGGAACGGAGCUGUGGAGUACAUGAACUCAUCUGCAUCAGAAAAGUGUCUCCUGAAGCUCUGGGUUUCCUCUCCGCCGUCGUCGUUUUCGUUUUUCUUAUGAUUCUAGUUUUUUUGUUUCUCAAUAACAAACUGUCCAUUGAAAAUGUGGCUCCUCAGCCACUGGACCACUACAGGAAGAGCAAAGAGCUGUCAGAUAAAGGCUAUGGAGAGGCAGAUUUUCAGGCCUGGUCAUCAGACAGUGAUGAUGAGGUGAUGGGGCAGUAUCAGGAGGCCAUGACUCGCUCGCGGGGUCUCCGGGGCCGGUGCACAGGGGCCGGAGGCUUUAGCUGGGAGACACAGCACAAGUACUGCCCCCUGUCUGCCGAGUACGACGGCUACAGCAGUGAAGCUUCUGCUGAGGACGUGAACUGUAUUCAGAGGAUGAGGUUGACUCCGCCCCUUGACGAGCUCCAGCCACCGCCCUAUCAGGACGAAGACGGCUCGACCUCUGACCUCGCCGACACUAAGAGCGAAGCGCACGACCGCGAGAGCUUCAGCCACACCAAGGGCCUGGAUGAGGACGUCCCGAGUGACAGUACCGCCGUGCUCAGCCCUGAGGAUCUGUCUGUCCGUGGUUCCUCCUCUCCUCUCCUAAAGCUUUACUCUCCAGAUUCGCCCUUUUCUCCAUUUGGGACGCUGCACGUCCUCUUUGAUUACGAUUUGCACCAGCGCUGCCUCUCGGUCACCAUCACCGCAGUGACAGACCUCCCGUCACCACGGCGAUCACCCGGCAUCACCUGGCAGCUCCACCUGGUGCUGCUUCCAGCCAAAAAGCAGCGCACCAAGACGGCGGUGGUCAGGGGGCGGAGCCUCAGCGAGACCUUCCGUUUCAGCCACGUGCAGUCUGAGAGCAUCGGGAACUACGGCGUGCGGUUUCGUCUCUACAGCAUCAGCAAGAUCAAGAAGGAGAAGAAGAUGCUGGGAGAGAAAGUGUUCUACCUCACCAAACUCAACCUGCAGGGCAAAAUGGCUGUCCCUCUGCCUCUGGAACCCUGCUGCAGCGCCACCGCCAGCGAGUCUCAGACGAGUGUGUCUGGCGCAUCAUGUAGUGAGACAGUGUCUACGUUCCAGUCCACAGGUCAAAGGUCAUCGCCUGAGAUACUGCUAGGGCUUGUUUACAACGCCACCACGGGUCGGCUUGCUGUUGAGGUCAUUAAGGGGUGUCACUUUAAAAAUGUGGCUACCAACAAACCUCCCAAUGGACUGUUCUGUUGUCUAAAGCACUUAAUAGGUGGGCAAGUUUAUAUAAUCCGAGACACCUAUGUGAAGCUGACCCUGCUGAACUCUAUGGGGCAGGAAAUGUCUAAGUGUAAGACGUCCCUGUGCCGUGGCCAGCCGAACCCCACCUACAGGGAGACCUUCGUUUUCCAGGUGGCGCUGUUUCAACUGUCAGAUGUCACGCUCAUCCUCUCCGUCUACAACAAGCGCAGCAUCAAGCGCAAGGAGAUGAUCGGUUGGAUCUCUUUGGGCCUGAACAGCUCAGGCGAGGACGAGCUCACACACUGGACUCAGAUGAAGGAGUCUAAAGGACAGCAGGUGUGUCGAUGGCACAGUCUGCUCGAGUCUUAGUAAGCGUCACCAUGACGACCACGACGAUGACUGUGAGGAUUAAAAAAAAAAAAAACGGGGGCAAAAUCAAUAAGGGGAGGGGAAAAGAGCAUGGCAUUAUGGGAAAUAAAUCCUGGAAUUGCGCAGAUGAUGUGGGAAGAAGUGAAGCAGGGCAUUGUGGGAAAUAUCUCACCCUUCAACAGAGAGCAGGAGCAGCAUCAGCAUCGCCCCUGGCCUCUUUACAUCGCAGAAACGUGAGGAUGAUAUGGGUGAAGAAGGUGGAUGUCAGUUAUAAAAGAAAAGGAACAAAAAGAAGAGCGAGAUUAAUUUUGGAGAAAGAACUUGUGGAGACCUCAGCUCACCAGAGCAGUGCAUUAUGGGAAAUAACGACAAAGGAUAAAAUACAUCAGAAGGAAAGAAAAAUCGCGAGCCAUGAUGAGGGAGAGGAUGAAAAUCGGAGCAUUAUGGGAAACGGACAGGUGUCCGAAGCCAUUGUGUUGCCUUGAACAUUUUAGGGAUUCAGUCACAUGAGCAGAACCACUGUUAACCUGCAGUGCAUUAUGGGAAAGUUUAAAGGAGGAGAUUUGGAUUUAAUGGAGUUCUGUUGGUAUUAUUUAUUGUUUACUUAUUUAUUUAUUUGUUUGCUUAUUUAUUAUUUCCUGUUUAUUACUCACGUGUUUGGCUUAAAGAGUUCAUAGUGGGCAGAAAGUGAGAGACUGGGGAUCUGUGACGGCAUUAACGAGCCUGAGGUCCAUCAGCAAAAACAUUUUAAAUUCAGACCCUGUCCCCACACCUUUAUUACAUUUACUUAUUACCCUGUUUUUUUUACCCCUUGACUCCUGCUGGGGUAUGUGUGAGCUGGCAGAGGUUUUAGUCUGUUUGAUAAUCCAACAGCUCUUGUGUCAGAAGUGAGUGCCUCCUAGAGCUCAGAAACAAAACAUCACACUGUUUGUGUGUGUGUGUGUGUGUGUGUGUGUGUGUGUGUGUGUGUGUGUGUGAGAGACCUCUUAACAAACUAUCUCGCUUUAUGCAGGUUCACAGCCUCUCUCUUUUCUCGUCACUAGUAAGGGUUACAUAAAUUUACCUACAGUGAAUUAAAUUGUCUUCCCUCAUCUGAUUGGUUACACAAAGCACUCGUUUGCAUAAGGUUGAGCUUUUUUUAGGCACCUGAAAUAAAGAAAAACUUGUCAGCUAGUAUGGUUUCCAACUUAACAUUUUCACUAAUUAAUGCUAGUCCUAGUUACUGAUGUCACAAACAAGACAGUUAAAAAUCGAUUUAAAACAUUUUGGAUUAUACUGAUAAAAUUUGUUUUUGCUAACUGGAUAGAUUUGUCCGAGUGCCAGAACUCAAAUGUAAAACACUAGCUUGUGCUAACGAAGCGAAAAAAGUUUUCCUAAGAAGACUUUUUCCAAAAGUCUCAGUCAUGUUCUGUGAUGAUAAAAUGCUGCUUACUAAUUGGUCACAAGGAGGCGCUCUGGUAUUGAUCUUUCUAGACAUUACAACGUUUUAGCGAUUAGCAUGUUGGCACGUAGCUAUUUAGAUGUCAAGCGUCAAACCUACUGUUUUCUUCUUCUUGAGGGAAGGUGGUUUAACUUUAUGAUUGUUAUGUACUGUAAAUGCUUCAAAGACAUUUUCGUAUCUAUAUUUGUACUAAUCUUCAGCGAAAAUGUGCUACAAAGCUCUGUGAGCGAACUUGAUCUGUCAGCGAAGGUCUUCCCUCUGAGUUUUGUGCAGUUUUUCAGUUCAUUAUAAAUUGUUCUGCUUCAUCAUCAGUUAUUUAUGAUUACCAAACUAUGGACACGUUUAUAAUCACGGGUGUCCUGUUCUAUUGGAGCUAAAACUGGGGAAAGAAAACAUGGUGUGUGUGUGUAUGUGUGUGUCCUAAUAUUCUGCUGUCUUUGUCCGUUUUUUUGUGCUUUGAGCUUUGCUGACAUCAGCAUCUCUGGAAAAGAUUAAUGACAUCUGUGUGUUUUUGUUUAAAAAAAAAAAAAAAGAAAUAUUGCUGCAGAACUCUGAU
This is a messenger RNA of Silurus meridionalis, 3947 nucleotides long. RefSeq names its product synaptotagmin XIVa (gene syt14a). NCBI's taxonomy places the organism in Eukaryota, Metazoa, Chordata, Actinopteri, Siluriformes, Siluridae. The transcript has 9 exons. Bases 265 to 1950 code for a protein of 561 amino acids. The record is from RefSeq and is a predicted model, not a curated record.